Triticum urartu is the source of this 1350-nucleotide messenger RNA. Its product is annotated as peroxidase 1. The record is from RefSeq and is a predicted model, not a curated record. Lineage: Eukaryota; Viridiplantae; Streptophyta; Magnoliopsida; Poales; Poaceae. Gene Ontology annotation, molecular function: peroxidase activity; heme binding. Gene Ontology annotation, biological process: hydrogen peroxide catabolic process; response to oxidative stress.
AGACCCAAAGUGCCAGUGUCUCCAUCCACCUAUAUAAGCACCAUCUAGAUUGGACUAGCAAGACUCCAUGGCUAUGGAAGGCAGAACCGGUGCAGCCCUCAUCGCGGCGCUCUGCGCCGUGUGCUUGCUGCCGGGUCUGGCCAGGGCGCAGCUCCGGGUGGGGUUCUACCAGAGGAGCUGCCCCAACGCGGAGGCGCUUGUCCGGCAGGCCGUUGCGGCCGCCUUCGCCAAGGACGCCGGAAUCGCCGCCGGCCUCAUCCGCCUUCAUUUCCACGACUGCUUCGUUCGGGGCUGCGAUGCCUCAGUUCUGCUGGCCACCAACCCCGGCGGGGGCAGGACAGAACGGGUGGCUCCUCCGAACAACCCCAGCCUCCGCGGCUUCGAGGUGAUCGACGCGGCCAAGGCCGCGCUCGAACGGAGCUGCCCCCGCACCGUCUCCUGCGCCGACAUCCUCGCCUUCGCCGCGCGCGACAGCAUCACCCUCACCGGCAACGUCGUCUACUCUGUCCCCGCCGGCCGCCGUGACGGCAGCAUCUCUCGCGAGGAGGACGCCAACAACAACCUGCCCCCGCCGACCUUCACCGCGCAGCAGCUCAUCGACCGGUUCCAGAACAAGACCCUAACCGCCGAGGAGAUGGUCCUCCUCUCCGGCGCCCACACCGUCGGCCGCUCCUUCUGCUCCUCCUUCGUGGACCGCAUCUGGAACGGCAACACUCCCAUCGUGGAUGCAGGGCUGAGCCCGUCGUACGCGGCGCAGCUGCGGGUGCUGUGCCCGUCGAACACGUCGCAGGCGACGGCCCCGAUCGACCCGGGCUCGCCCAACGUGCUGGACAACAACUACUACAAGUUGCUGCCGCGCGGCAUGGGGCUCUUCUUCUCCGACAACCAGCUCCGGGUCGACGGGAACCUCAACGUGCUGGUGAACCGCUUCGCGGGGAACGAGACCCUGUGGAAGGAGCGCUUCGCGGCCGCCAUGGUGAAGAUGGGCCGCAUCCAGGUGCAGACCGGGAACUGCGGCCAGGUACGGCUCAACUGCAACGUCGUCAACCCGACGUCGUCGUCGGUCAGCCUGGCGGGCUCAGUCGAAGAGGACGGCCUCGUUGCCACGAGCUAGCCGAGACUGACGCACACACAUGGUGCACCGAUCGAGUCAGCAUGGUGUUCUCAACUUCUCCCCGCCGGCUUCUUCUUCCUCGGAUCAUCUGUUUUUUUACAUGUAAUCACCCAUGUCAGCAUGCAUGUGUGCGCUUUUAUUUUAUCUUACGGAGUACUACUAUACUUCCACUUGUGCCAAGUUUGUUUUGUCCCCAAUCGGAAUGAAACUCUAGUCCUCAGUUGUGCCCAUUUGAA